GCGAAUGGGUCCUUCUUUCAAAACGCCCCAGGAGGAAGUGGACAUAUUUACGUCGAACGGGUUGCUAGACGAUAUGAAAGAUGUAACAAGCGUCUCGCAAUCCCUUUCUUCACUAAACGCAGACUUUACGUCAAAUGGGCUGCUUGAUACGCUACGAGAUAACAUCGAGAUAAGCGAGAGUGCUGAUCGAGCUUCAGAGACGUGUGAGCGAAAGAAGCCGAGAGCCACACCCGUUGAGUCCCAAGACGAACUGCCAUCCCUGAGCCAAAUUCUGUAUCCUAAUGGUCGUGGACGACACCAGGUUCCUUGUAAAGAAGCUCAACCACCAAGCAGGUCGAAUAUUUCAUUUUUAUCUGGUUCAAUUGCAGCAACAACAUUUGAUGGCAAGGGCAUUGUUUUUGAGAGGAGGACCAAAAUCAAAUCAUGCACAGUGAUGGAAGGUCAACAAUUUGGGAAUUUGCUUGAACGACCCGUGCACAAGCUCAAAGACCAGCUUUCGGAGAUAAUGGUAGAGAAGCUCACACAUCCUGAACCAGGUCCCUCUACAUCAACAAUACUCAAGCCAGUGGAUAACGAGCUCUGGGUGGAUCGAUAUCGUCCCUCUCGAUUUAUAGAUUUACUGGGAGAUGAGCGUGUUCACAGAGACACGAUGUCAUGGUUGAAAGAAUGGGAUCAUUGUGUCUUUGGGAAGAGAAAGGCAGUCAACAAGCACAGAAAAGCUAAUAAUAAUACAGGUUUCAAUUCGGAAAACCAAUACGAGGAUGCGUUCCAUAGACCGCGAGAAAAGCUUCUGCUUCUCUCCGGCCCUGCUGGAUAUGGAAAGACAACACUCGCCCAUGUCAUUGCGCGUCAGGCAGGUUAUGAGGUGAUGGAAAUCAACGCCAGUGACUCUCGUUCGGGUCAAGUAAUCGACGAUCGAAUACGACCCACCCUAGAAUCUGGUUCAGCAGUGGGUAGUAAAAGGCCGGUUUGCGUCGUCAUUGAUGAGAUCGACGGUGCGACUGGUUCCGGAGAGAACACUUCGACCUUUAUACACAAACUUAUUGGCUUGACGUUUGACAGUGCAAAGAAAGGGCGGAAAAAAGACAACAAUGCGAAGCGACCUCUAUUGCGACCUAUAAUAUGUAUUUGCAAUGACCUUUACGCAGCUUCGUUAACGAAGCUUCGCCAACAUGCCCGAAUCAUACGUUUCCAGCGUCCUGCCGAUGCUUUCCUCACCAAGCGGCUUCGAUCAAUAUGCGAAAUGGAAGGCCUUCGCGCAGAGUCUCGCGCUUUGACGACGCUUGUCGGCAUUGCGAGGGGUGACAUGCGAGGAUGUCUGAACACGCUUCAGUUCGUCAAAGCCCGUCAACAAGAGGUCACGGAAUCUGUUAUCCGUGCUGCUACUGUAGGCAUGAAAGAGGGGGACUCGUCGUUCACGUCUGUCAUGAGUAGCUUAUUUUCCCCGCUUGCGAAGAAGCGCGUGAAGGAGCUCGGCAUGUCCGAGUAUGACGAGAGUCGAUAUGUCAGUCGGCUGAGCGCAGAUAUUGAUACUACUGGGUCAGCGGACAAAGUUGCAUUAGGUUGUUUUGAGCAUUACGCGAAUCUGCGACAUUACGAGGCAUCAUUAUCAAGGCAUGGCAAGGCUGCCAAUUGGCUAGUGUCAUUUGACUCACUUUCAGGAGCUAUGCGUUCCGAGCGUGAAUACAGUUUGAUGCCGUAUCUUUCAUACUCCCUUGUUCCCUUCUAUGCAUUAUUCAAUGAACGAGGCGGAUCAAAAGUCGAACGGCCGAAAGCAGAUUGGGAUGCCUUGAUGAAGACACGAACAAACGAAGAAAUAUAUAAGUCACUUGCGAAAUGUAUUCAGUCUGCGGGACAGCGUUAUGCAGGGUUAAGAUAUUUCCUGUCAAACGAAAUCAUGCAACUCGAACUCGCGCCCUACAUAAACCGCAUCUUAUCUCCUCCGAUGCGUCCUGUAAAUAGACAGGUCACUAAGCCCCAUGAGCGGGCGCUUCUCUCGCGACUUGUCGAUAUUAUGGUUGCUUUCGAACUACGUUUCGUACAGGAAAAGGCGGAGGAUGGUCAGCUUACAUUUAGACUGGAACCACCGAUCGACGCCUUCAUAACUUAUGACGGAAGGCGAGCGUCAGACAUCGCCGUCCAGCGUUACGCUACCAGACAGGUCAUUGCAGGAGAGGUUUGUCACUUUCGAUGA
Molecule: messenger RNA, 2194 nt
Organism: Fomitiporia mediterranea MF3/22
Lineage: Eukaryota; Fungi; Basidiomycota; Agaricomycetes; Hymenochaetales; Hymenochaetaceae
Product: P-loop containing nucleoside triphosphate hydrolase protein
Exons: 14
Coding region: 5-2194 (729 amino acids)
Molecular function (GO): ATP binding; ATP hydrolysis activity
Source: RefSeq, a predicted model, not a curated record